Molecule: messenger RNA, 7746 nt
Organism: Homalodisca vitripennis (glassy-winged sharpshooter)
Lineage: Eukaryota; Metazoa; Arthropoda; Insecta; Hemiptera; Cicadellidae
Product: monocarboxylate transporter 13-like
Exons: 6
Biological process (GO): transmembrane transport; monocarboxylic acid transport
Molecular function (GO): monocarboxylic acid transmembrane transporter activity
Source: RefSeq, a predicted model, not a curated record
AAUGCAAUACUUUUCGGUUUUGCAGUGUCAUCACCGGUGGAGAGUCCUGGUGAGGGAGAAUUAACUACACGCCAAUGCUCCUCUCUCGUCAGUUUGCCAACAUUUGUCCGUAAUGAGGAGAAGGUGCCCCUGGAGGUAUUAGAGAUGCUGACAACACACAAGCACCUCUACGCUGUGCUUUUACACAACUAUCCGAGCCUGCUGAUCUCUUCCAGAAGUUUCAGUGAUAGUGGUCGGCUGCACGAGCAACAGCAGAUGAACGGACGCCCACGAGACCAUCUGUCUGCAAGGUUUGUGGCCAACAACAGUGUGGUAAGCCCUCUGGUCCGCAGCCCCACCGAGUCCAAGAGCCCUGCAGUUACCACACCUGCCGAGGACACAGAGACCAGUCCUCUGCGAGGUUCUUCCCAUAGCCACAGUAGCCGACAGACAACAAGACUACCUACCGCUAGCUACCUCAAGGACCUCAGGGUACACAGACACUCCUUGACCUACCGUGGUGCCAUGCUGAAUAUUAACCGGUACCGACUUAGAGCCUCAUCUUGCCCUGACAUCUACCGGAACUCCAUGACAACCAUCGCCAAGGAAAAGGCUGAAUGGUUAGCAGGUCUGUGGGAGCUAUGGUACCUUUUAGCUGACAUGCUGGACUUCUCCCACUUCUCUAAUCUCAAGUUCUUGCUGUUUGCCAUUUCCAACUUCUUACUGUACACUUGGUACGAUGUACCCUAUGUUUAUUUGGCUCAUAAUGCUAUUGAGAUGGGCUUCACUGAUAAGGAAGCCAGCGUCCUCAUCAGUGUCAUCGGGAUCUUGAACAUGUUUGGGGAGAUUGUGCUGGGUUGGGCAGGUGAUUGCAAGUGGGUGGAUGCAGGUCUGGUGUAUGCCCUGUCCAUGGCACUGUGUGGUGCAGUGGUUGCGAUGAUCCCUCUCAUCUACUCCUACCACCUGCUGUGUAUCUUGUCUGGGGCCUUCGGUCUGUUCAUUGCAGCCAACUACUCCCUCACCUCCAUCAUUCUGGUGGAGCUCAUUACACUAGAACGCUUCACCAACGCGUAUGGGCUACUGUUGCUGGUGCAGGGUGUAGCCAAUCUCGUUGGACCGCCUCUUGCAGGUUGGAUGUAUGACAUCACUGGCAGCUACGACCUGCCAUUUUACCUGUCAGGAGUGUUCAUAGCACUCUCAGGUGGUCUGCUGGUUAUCCUCCCCAUCAUCCAGAAGAUCCAACGCUUCCGCUCAGCAAAACUCAAGAAAGGCAAAAUGGCUACCAUCGCUGUUGGCAACCAUGUAUAACGCUGCAGUAUUUAUGGUUACGUUUAGCCAGUUGAUGUUUUAGUGUUAAGGUCAUGUUCACUCAAUCAUUCUUGGUCUUUGUAAUGUCAUGAAUUGUGAUUGAGGAAUUAUUUACAAUGAUUUUUAAAUGAAAUCAUCUUUUUUAAGUUAUUUUACUAAUUUAUUUUCAAUAUAAAUUCUGCUAAUUUUGCAUAAACUUAUCAUUUUGAAUGGUUUUGGAUUAGUUUGUAAACUUGUGAAAUACAAGAAAUUCUGAUUUGAUUGUAUAAAAUUCUUAAAAUAAUUGAAGAUUUUGGUAAAUUGUUUUUUAAUAAUAAUUUUUGUCUGCAUAGUUUUAUUUGAUAGACAAUUCUCACAUAGUUUAUAACGCUAAUUUUAUAUACUGUAUAACAGUGUAACUUAUGAUUUUAAAUCCUGUUUUAUAAAGGCUAGGUUCUUCUAAUGAUAUUUUCUUAGUUUUAUCUGCCAAUUUAACAAAUUGAUCUUGUCCAGAUUAUCAAAAGGAAGUUCGUAUAUAAUUACUCUAGAAGUAAAGGUUUAUUCUGUCUUGUAAGAUACCUCUCAUUACACUUCUUAGUCCUACAAGGACCUCUGCUCCAUUUAGGGAGUGGGCACUAUCACAGUCAAGCCACUGUACAAGGACUAGUCUCUACCAGUCAGAGCAGGGUCUUCACAUGCUUGACAAAACCUUUUUAGACUGUGGAGCCGCACCCACACCAACAAUAAUUCUUCCCAGUGAACUAAACCUGUCGAUCUUCCUGAUCCUUCAGUAUCUCAACAUUUGUGGUUCACUAACACAUCAAUAUGUGCUCCUACCCAUUGUAUCUCCUGGGGAUAGUUAUUACACAUUUAUUUGUUGUACUAGGUAAAAACUAACAACAAAAUAUAAAUAGCAAUAAAUAUGAGUAUUACAAACAAAUUUUAAAGAGCUUAGAUGGGCUAUCAUUUUUUUAAAGACUACGAUUGAUUGAGUGAAAAAAUAUAGUAAAUUGAUUACAAAAUGGCAAAAUUACGUAAUUAUUUUGUAAUCACGAUGAGUAUUUUGUUUACGUUUUCUAUGUGUGUCUGUGCAGCUAGAAAAGAAACCAUAUAUUGUGCUAUAAUUUAAGAUUAUUAUUUUAUCAGUGAAUAUUGUAACCAGAAUAACAAAUUAAUGAGACAUCAAUCUAAGAUUAGAAGUUUGUCGUAGAUUUCGUGAACAUUGUUAGUCUUCCCAUUGAAUGUUUAGUUUUUAAGAUUCUUGUAAAAUGUCAUUAAAUUUCCUGGACCUGCAAACAGUAGUAGUUGGUUUAGUUGACAUUUUAUAUGCAAGACUUAUUCUGUAGUACAAUUUAAACUGCUUUAACCAUAGUUUUGAUGUCGUGACGGGCAUAUUGUGAUACACAAACUCAUUUUAAACUUAUUAAACUAAUCAUUAAGGAAUUUAAAUAAUUUUUCGUAAUAUACAAUAUAUAAUUGAUAGACAGUAGAGUUAAUUUGUCAUAAUUUAUUUUUAUUAAUUUUUAUUUUAUAUGGUUUUAUUGUUAUCCUUUAAGAACAUAAUUAUAGUAGGACAUUUAAGACAUGUAUUUUCCUGACUGUUUUAAUGUUCACACGGUUUUUAGGAAUCCUGGCCGAAUUUAUGGGUUGAUGGAAUAAAAUUAAUUAUUUAUGGUUUUUAACACCUUUUUGUUGCAAAACACAAUAAGCCACUUGCUUGGGCUGUGGAUUUAUAAUUGGUAGAACAAGAAAAAUGUGCCUUUUUUUUGGAAUUUCAUGUUAUAAGAUUUGUAGCAGUUUGUGUUGGAGGAAUUAUAGUUGGGUUAGAUGAAAUGGAUUAAACUUAAAAUUUUCUCUGAUGAUCUUGUUUAAACACGUUAUUAUUUUUAUGUAUCUCAAAUCUAUUUACUUUUACUUUAAGGGAAAAGGAAAUCAACUGUCAAUCUGUGGCGGUUCCUCUCAGCAUGUGAUGCUAUCAUCCACUGUAUGGUUGUAUUCAAUAAUAACUAAUUGCUUCUAUCCUGUCUUUACUAAGGAGAGUCUUAGGCCCAUCUGUGGCUUUUUCCAUGUAACCCAGCAUCUCAUAAUUUAUGUUUUCUCAUUUUCCAUAACAUUUUUUUAUCUCUAUGUCCAAAGCAUAUGUAAUUUCUCAGAAGCACACUACUCUCUUUUCAAUGUCCAGUGAGUACAGAGAAGGACAGUGUGUUUCAGAUUGUGAUGUCCCAUUCAAAAAAAUAACUUUUUAAAACACCUAUGACCAGAUAGAUAGCAAUUGUGUGUUAAAGAAAUGCAUCUCUCCGUGUUCUCUGAUAGCCCAGUUCUUCAGAAUAAAAUGCCCAUAUUUACAGCCUCCCACUCCAACUGCAAUGUUAAGUCAAAUCCAAGAGUCUCACACUUUGGGACAUCAUACCGCAUGCCGUGAAUAUGAUUCUCCUACAGGUCUCUCACUAGAAGUAAUCUAGUGUGAUCCAGCAAAAACUAAAACUGCUUCCAUCAUCAUUGUCCUAUAUCCAAGUAUUAUACUGAUUAAGAGUCUCACACUUUGGGACAUCAUACCGCAUGCCCUGAAUAUGAUUCUCCUACAGGUCUCUCACUAGAAGUAAUCUGGUGUGAUCCAGCAAAAACUAAAACUGCUUCCAUCAUCAUUGUCCUAUAUCCAAGUAUUAUACUGAUUGUUGCUUGCCUCUGUAUUUGUAGCAAAGCAUCUCCCACUUUGGGACAUCAUACCGCAUGCCCUGAAUAUGAUUCUCCUACAGGUCUCUCACUAGAAGUAAUCUAGUGUGAUCCAGCAAAAACUAAAACUGCUUCCAUCAUCAUUGUCCUAUAUCCAAGUAUUAUACUGAUUAAGAGUCUCACACUUUGGGACAUCAUACCGCAUGCCCUGAAUAUGAUUCUCCUACAGGUCUCUCACUAGAAGUAAUCUGGUGUGAUCCAGCAAAAACUAAAACUGCUUCCAUCAUCAUUGUCCUAUAUCCAAGUAUUAUACUGAUUGUUGCUUGCCUCUGUAUUUGUAGCAAAGCAUCUCCCACUUUGGGACAUCAUACCGCAUGCCCUGAAUAUGAUUCUCCUACAGGUCUCUCACUAGAAGUAAUCUAGUGUGAUCCAGCAACAACUAAAACUGCUUCCAUCAUCAUUGUCCUAUAUCCAAGUAUUAUACUGAUUGUUGCUUGCCUCUGUAUUUGUAGCAAAGUAUCUCCCACUUUGGCAUACUUAAAGGAUAUGUUGACACACACUCGCACACACACACAUUUUAUAAUGUCUGCUAUCAGUUGUACUCCCUGUAUGUGUCACACUUGAAGGCUAAUACAACACUUGAUAAUAAUAAAGCAGCAGAUCAAAUAUAAUUACCUCAUGCAUGUGUCAUACUUCAAGGCCUUAACUUUCAUGUAUGUAUUAAAAACUUGUAGUAUUUUGGCUACAGAUAAAAUACAAUAUCCUAGUAUCAACAUUACCCUGUACAAGUAUCAUACUUAAAGUUUUUGAUCUUUAUUAUUGUAAUACAACACUUGCAAUGUUAUGGCUACAGAUAUUUUACAAUUUUUAUUAUCAGUUGUAUCUUCUGCAUAUGUCAUACUUCAAGACUUUGAUCUUUAUUGAUGUAAUACAAAAUUUGCAAUGUUAUGGCUAUAUUUUACGGACAUACUGAAUGGACAUCUAGUAUCAGUUUUUCUCCUGUUUUUCAUACUUGAAGGCUUAAUUAUGUUUUGAUGUAUUACGACCAUAGAUAUCAUACUUUCUUCUAUUAUUAUGAUUUUUGGCUUCACUGUAGUUUUACUCGUAUGAAAUGCCACUAGUUUUUCUCAUCCAUGUGAUGUUUAUACAUUCUGUUAUGUAAGAGGCUAAGGCAAAUCCACAAUACGUGAGGUCAAAACUAAUUCUUUUUAAUCACCAGGAAUAGACGAAAACACAAUCAAGUAACGUUAAUCACUUAAAUUAGUUGAAUAAUUUAAGUUCAAAAUUGACACAGUAAAAAUCAUUUUCAACUUUGUACUUGCACUUCACAAUUUUUCUGAGGUGAAGAAAUAAGUUUAUAUGGUUCUCUAUAUUCCCUAUUGAUGUUUAAUACUGAAGAAUUAUUUACAACACAUAAAUUGGACCAGGAUCAGGUUAAAACAGUUUUGUUGUUUAUAAUUAUACUGAUAACUUUACCUUUUCAUACAUAAUUUUUUGUUCCAAUUCGGUCUAUGAGGAGUGUCGAUUCACUAUAUCUUAGGUUAGUUAACAAUAAGGUGCUACUAUUGUAGUGCCAACUAAGACAUGUUUCAGUUGUUAAGUUCUUUUAAUGUUCUCCCCGUUUAUUAUGAGAAUUGGUAUGUUUUAUGUAUAGUAAAUUGUGUAACAGUACAAAAAUAUGAUUAUAUGUGAAAAACACUAGUAUGAUUUAUAUCUCUUAUUGCUUUUUAUUAGGUAAUUUUCUUACUUCCUGCCCACCUUGGUGUAUUUGUUGGGGUGUACUUAGGGAGAGAAAGGGAGACAAUAAAGAGGUUGAAUCCCCCUAAAUUUAGUUAGAAUUUGAUUGGAUUUAAAACAUAGGUCUUACUCUAGAUUAGAUAUAUGAUUAGUUUUAGUUUUCUUGAUUAUAAUUAAUCUGAUUUGAAGGUUAAACAAUUAAGUUUCAUAUGUGAUGUUAUCAUUAUCUCUUUCCCCAAAGUGAAAUAAUAAGUACACCUUAUUACUGUAUAAUUCAUUACAAAUUUCUUAUAAUUUUUAAUGGUAGCUAUUUAAUUUCUUAAUUCUAAUUUUUAUAUUUUUUGUUCUCUAGAUUUAAAAUGUUCAGAAAUGUUUGUAUGUACUUUUCUUCUUAAUAAAAAUAUUUCUUAUUUUACUAUAUUUUCUAUGCUAUGUUCUAUUAUUACUGUGUUAAUCUUGAUCUAUUAUUUUGUUUUACAUUAUUAUUAUGUCUGCACAUUGUUUAAAGCUGAUUGCAAUACAUUUUAGAUUCCUGUUUAUUUGUAGAGCAAUAGCGAUAGGCUCCUCAGACCAACUCAUCAUCAUAGUUGCCACAUUGUACCAAAGUCACAUUAAGUUCCUCGUGUUGGCAGUGCUGUAGUCAUAACGUAGCGAGUGAUCCUUGUACAUAUUAUCAAGACAAGACGCGCCAGUCUUGUCCGUCAAGUUAUUAGUACAAUUUUAUAAAUUGUCAGUUAUAUAUUGUGUACAGUAGAGUGUGCGUUAUAGUUGUUACUCAGAAUGUUUUUAUCACUCCUUUUUGAAGUUUUUGUAUGAUUAGGUGCCUCCUGUGUUUUAGUAUGUACCAUUUUGUUCCAAUUACUUAAAUAAUAAAAAAAAACAUUAAUAGCCUUGAUCUAAAUUGUUAAUGAAAGAAAAUAAUUUAGUAGUUAAUGUUGAAAUAAGCAAAUUACUGAAACGGGUUGACUGUGUAGACAAGAGUAGCUGCAUAUACAUUAUUUCCUGUGAUGCAAAAAAUGUUGAAUGUUACAAAAUCCCAAAUGAUUUUAACUCAGAAAAUAUAUUUAAUAAUAGAGUAUUUACAUGGUUGAAAUACCCCUACUUUGCCUUCUCUUCUAUUGUUAUAAAAAUCGUUUAAUGUCUUAAAAAUUAACUAUAAAAAUGGUUUUAUCACAAAUUAAUGCAACGAAAAUACAAGAUUAUUAAAUUAAAACGGUUAUUUACAAUAAGCUAACAUGUUUUAUUGGUAAAUAAUCUUUUCAGUACUUUUAACUAAAUUUUCUAGAAUUUCUUAUUCUUUUACAUGUUUUUAACGUUGACAUCAGUUGAGCUGACAACAAUAACAAGUCAAACUCUUCUAAUUAUAAAAAGGUUGAAGCUUUUACAUUCUAAUGGUGACUGACAUAUCUGCUAACGUCACAGUGAAUUUUUCAAAAUCUGAGUUAUGUAUUGUAAUAUCAUAGAUGACACGAAUGAGUCGACGAAGUCAUCCUAUUCCUUAAAGUAUAUAAUUUUUCAGUCAAUACAAUUACAAUUAUUGAAAAAGGGAGAUGUGUGGAAGAAGAUUGAACAGUUUUAAUAAAACUACUAAAAACAUAUGAUAUAAAAAACAAUGUUGAAGAUUUUUACAAUUGUGCUUCCUAAAGUCAUGUCUAUUACAUGCUGUGGAAUACACAAGAGUAAAAUGUUGGAAGGAAUGUUGUAUAUACUAAUACACACACUCAGUGAGGUGCCUUAGUUUCUUUUCACGUUGGGUGUUUCCAUCUUAGACUAGACAAUCUUCAAGUUUAAGGUUUGCGCAGUUACUGUCAGUGAAGAUUAUCCCAAAGAAAGGUAUUGUUGACUGUUAUGUACAUAACAUAAUAUUGAUACUCUCUAGCAUAGUCUAGAGCAUGCUGUAGACUGUAGUCCUGUCUCUCAAUAGGGACUUGGAGGUUUCUCAGGCCUAGACUAAUACAGUAUUGUACAACGUUCUAUAAGGCACCUGUUUGAAUAAUUACGAUAUUACAUAUUUACAGAGUUCUUAUCGUAUUUACAGUACACAAUAAACAAUAUUAUUUACUGAUCCAA